AUGGUUGUUGCUACAACAUUCGCUUCUUCAAGAACUUUGGCAUCUGUUUUUCAUACUCCAGGUUGCCCUUUUUAUUCAAGACAGCUGCCGCUAACGGAGCUCACAGGCAAAACGAUUCUCCAAGCUAAAAUAUGUGUUUCUUGCUUAAAAAAAGAAGUUCAUUUCUUAUCAUCUGAGGCCUUCUGUGAUGAUAUGGAGAUGAGAUGCCAUGGAGAAAAUUUUGAAGUAGAGCAGGUACCGCAGCAACUACUAUCUAAACUUACAAAUGAUUAUGGGUCGUUUUCAUUGUUCGUGGAUGAUUUACUUUUUUUCUCCUGUAAUCAAGCAUCGCCUGGACGGACUUGGGUUGUCUUCGAUGGGGAGAAAAUCAGUAUUAUGAAUUUACCUUCAAACACUGUGCCGCUGGUGUAUGGUCUGUGGCCACUGGCGCUGAUCAAUAUGUCCGAGCGGUAUCUUUGUGAUGAAAUACUUGCGCUUAGUACCCAGGCGGAAUCGACUACUCAUGCGUCUUCACAGUCAGUCCAGCGACCUUUUUGGAGUCGAGCAGCUCGUAAUCCCUUUUCAAUGAAAUCUGCAUCGCGACAUUAUUUGUCACCGCUUUCCGCAGUUUGCAUUGAGGACGGCGAUGAAAGGCUUGAUAAAAUCCGAACAAAUGUAGCCAAAAAGAGUGUGAAUUCCAUGCGGUGGAGCUUCGUUAACAAUCAACUAAUCGAAGCAACGAAUUAUUUCAGUUCGCCAGGGCGACGCACAGCACGCUCCGAGUUUCGGGCAAAGCAAGAAAAAGAAUUGUCAUUGUUGGCUCUGCGCAAUUACAAGGAGCACACCGACACCAUUAAAGGUCUUUCUGAUGCCACUGAUACAGCUCACUCCAUUUCCGCUAAUACUCUGAAACACAGCGAUAAUAGUCAUGGUGUCAACAACCACAGCAAAGGUUUAAAUCUGAAUGGUCGUGCUGCAGAAGUGGAAGGAAAUUAUCAUGAUUUCGAGACUUCGGAAGCCAAGCGAAAAGAUACUAAUAAAAUUUCUGCUUCGAGUGAAGAGAGGAAAGAGGAAAGCGAUCAAGAGCGGGUGCCAUCCUUUAUUUCCAGUGAAAAUGCAAAUGCUAAUACCACCACACAAUACGAUUCACCAGAUCCUAAAACCAUACAGCAUGCCGAUGGCUCGUGGGAAUAUCAGUACCAAAAUGGCGAUCGAACCUUUCUUCGUACGGACGGUACCAAAGUAUUUCAAACAGAAGGUGUUACUACAACUGUGCGCACUGAUGGCAGCACCCUUUUCGAAUAUCCAAAUGGGUCCUCUAUCUUGGAUCGUUUUGAUGGUAUUCGUAUCACAACAUACCCAGAUGGAACUUCAAAGGAAGAAAACACUUGCUCUUGA
Messenger RNA from Phytomonas sp. EM1, 1377 nucleotides. Lineage: Eukaryota; Euglenozoa; Kinetoplastea; Trypanosomatida; Trypanosomatidae. The record is from the annotation of a GenBank genome assembly.